Habropoda laboriosa is the source of this 1394-nucleotide messenger RNA. Its product is annotated as alpha-N-acetylgalactosaminidase. The transcript has 8 exons. Gene Ontology annotation, molecular function: alpha-galactosidase activity. Lineage: Eukaryota; Metazoa; Arthropoda; Insecta; Hymenoptera; Apidae. The coding region runs from base 78 to 1394 and encodes 438 amino acids. Gene Ontology annotation, cellular component: cytoplasm. The record is from RefSeq and is a predicted model, not a curated record. Gene Ontology annotation, biological process: glycosylceramide catabolic process; glycoside catabolic process; oligosaccharide metabolic process.
CGUCGUACGCGCAGCUAAAAUAACAGAAGCAACCAUAACUCUAGAAUUAAAGUUUGUCAAGUUCUUCCAAGUUAACAAUGUUGCAGAUAAUAUGGAUAUGGUGUUUGGUUGUGUCAGUGGCAGAUUUGACAUUGGCCCUUGAAAAUGGUUUGGUGAAAACACCACCCAUGGGGUGGCUUGCCUGGGAACGAUUCAGGUGCAACACAGACUGUAAAAAUGAUCCUGACAAUUGUAUCAGUGAUCAACUCUUUCGUACAAUGGCAGACAUUGUUGUAGCAGAAGGCUAUGCUGCAGCUGGAUAUGAGUACAUUAAUAUUGAUGAUUGUUGGCUAGAAAAAGACAGAGACAGGAAUGGCAAUUUAGUACCAGACAGACAAAGGUUCCCAUAUGGCAUGAAAAGUCUUGCAAAUUAUAUACACUCUAAAGGUCUUAAGUUUGGAAUUUAUGAGGACUUUGGUAAUUAUACAUGUGCUGGUUACCCUGGAAUAUUGGGGUAUUUAGAAACUGAUGCACUUACUUUUGCAUCAUGGGAUGUUGAUUAUGUAAAGUUGGAUGGAUGUUACUCCCAUCCUUCUGAAAUGGACAGAGGAUAUCCUGAGUUUGGAUUCUACUUGAACCAAACUGGCAGACCUAUGGUAUAUUCUUGUAGUUGGCCAGUUUAUCAGAUUUAUGCUGGCAUGCAGCCAAAUUUCACUGCCAUAACAGAACACUGUAAUCUAUGGAGAAAUUUCGACGAUAUACAAGACUCGUGGAAUAGUUUAGAAACAAUUAUAGAUUAUUAUGGAAACAAUCAAGAUGCAAUUGUGCCAAACGCAGGUCCCGGGCAUUGGAACGAUCCCGAUAUGUUGAUUAUCGGAAAUUUCGGACUAAGCUACGAACAAAGCAAAACACAAAUGGCAUUGUGGGCUAUAUUAGCGGCCCCGUUAUUAAUGUCCGUUGAUCUACGAACGAUUAGACCCGAGUACAAAGCUAUUUUACAAAAUAAGAAAAUUAUAGCCGUGGAUCAGGACCCAUUAGGUAUACAGGGUCGUCGCAUUUACAAACACAAGGGUAUUGAAAUUUGGGCGAGGCCAAUAACCCCCGUUUAUCAGCAAUACUUUUCUUACGCCAUAGCGUUUGUAAAUAGAAGGACGGAUGGUACACCGUCUGAUGUGUCUGUUACGUUAAAAGAACUUGGCCUGCAGUAUCCUGGAGGAUAUAGUGUAGAGGAUCUAUAUGAAGAUGUGAGUUACGGUGUUCUGACACCGCAAACAAAAAUAAAAGUUAAGGUUAAUCCAUCUGGAGUUGUGAUAUUACGGUGUGAUUUGCAUUUAGAAAAUAUUUUUAAUACGAAUCAGUUCUCGCAGUAUACGGCAAACCAAUUGUUCAAAGUCAGACAGAAUUCAUUUAAAUAA